GUUCCAUAUGGCGGCAGUAACGGUACUUGUGGCGUCUUCGGUUGAAAUUAACUUUUUGUAUAUUUCGUGUGAAAUUUGUUCUUCUGUAUUGUCUUUGUGUUUCUGUAUAAAAUAUUCAGUUGCAAAAUGAGCGAGAGCAGCUUGAAACAAGAAUUGAACACGCUGAACUUAAAAUUGACACAAAUAACCAACCUUAUAAAAGGUUGGCAAAUGGAGCAGAUUCAGAGAAAUGGACGCAUGCGAAAGAAGUUUAGCGACGAUGAGGACGACAUUUUGAGCUCAGACGAUGAGGAGCAAAAACAAGCCCAAAAAUUUAUUGGCAUUAUGCGCAAGCUACCAUACUAUGAACCUAGUCAGAACAUGCUGAAGGCCAUGACCGCUGACUUCAACGACGAAAGCCUCGCAGAAGAGAGCAAAACUUUUAGCUCUUAUUUGCAGACACUGCAGCUAGAUUCGGAAAAUGUUUGCUCAGUGCUGAGCACACUGCUUAGCAUAGAGGAUAUCUCAAACAUGCAGCUUUAUGCUGAGCUCAUGCAGCCCAAAGUCUAUUUGAGGAAAGUCAAUAAAUCAUGUUAUAGCUUUGUGCCUUGCAGUAAAGCAGAUAUCAAUCUAGAGGAAGUGGUUGCUCCAAAUGUGGACGAGGCAGUGCUAAUACCCAAGGCUAGCUUGGAGGAAGCUCCUCCGUCCAAUUCUAUACUGUCACUGUUACCGCAUAAGCACGAAUCGUUGCCAUCAAAGAAUCCGAUGCGCCGUUUCGUGGCCAGCGUUGAUCAAGUGACUCGCACUUCGAUUCAACUGAAAUUCAAACGAGGCACUCUUCGGGGUGACUUAUCCCUCACAGAACCGUACUUUGUAAUUCUACGCUCUCGACGCACAGCGUUUCGUUUUAUGUAUCGUGCGAUGCAGUUGCUGCAAGAGAGUCCUUGCCUACGUCGCUAUUUAUUUCCAACCAAGCCGUUGGCGAGCGAGAUGCCCCAAGUGAAUCUAUCAUCUAAUUUAAUUCUCUUUAACGAUACCAUUGCCUCCAACAUGGAGCAGCUUCAGGCAGUAAAUCAGAUCGUUAAUGGCCCCAGCAAAGAAGGGCCGUACAUUGUAUUUGGACCUCCAGGCACCGGCAAGACAACAACCAUUGUCGAGGCUAUUCUACAGUUGCGACUUCGCCAGCCGCGAAGUCGUAUUCUUGUUACCGCUGGUUCGAACUCGGCCUGUGACACAAUUGCCGUGAGAAUAUGCAAGUAUUUCGCUAGCAAUGAACGUUUGCAGGCGCACUUGAUGGAGCGGGCUAAAGAGUCGCGUUUGGUCACCGAGGACGUCGAGCUGAAUUGUCAGUUAAUACGUCUGUUCUCGCGCUCUGUCUACGCUAAGGGACUAAAUUCGGUGGAGCCGCUGCUCGUAAGCCAUUCCAAUUGUGCCAAGUAUGAGUACGAGCACACGCGUGUGGACAAGCUGCGCAAAUAUGGCAUAAUUGUCGCCACAUUGUGCACUGUGGGCCGUCUGGUAACAGAUAAUGUUGGUAAAUUUAAUUUCUUUACACACGUCUUCAUCGAUGAGGCUGGCGCUUCAACGGAACCCGAAGCUCUCGUGGGUAUUGUGGGCAUUAAGCAACAGGAGGAAUGCCAUGUGAUACUUUCGGGCGAUCACAAGCAGCUGGGCGCCGUUAUUAAGAAUAAUCGUGCUGCAAAUCUGGGCCUACGUCACUCGCUGAUGGAGCGUCUGCUCCAUUGCGAUAUGUACGCUUUGGACGCCAACGGGAAUUACGAUCACACAUUGCAGACCCGAUUGCGUCAAAACUAUAGAUCCCAUCCGGCCAUUGUCGGACUGUAUAAUAAGCUCUACUACAAUAAUGAGCUCAUAGCACAGGCGCCGCCGUCAGAAGUCAAUCUAGCGGCCAAAUGGCGAAUGCUGUGCAAGCCCGAUUUUCCGAUUUUAUUCCAAGCCACACAUGGCGUGACCAGACGCGAGGAUCACUCCACCAGUUCGCUUAAUAUGCUGGAGGCACAGGUGGUCUGCUGGUAUGUCAAGCGUUUGCUUUGCUUAGGCCUAGGCGGCGGUACUUAUGUACAGCAGACGGAUAUUGGCAUCGUGGCACCGUAUGCGGCACAGUGUAAGCUCCUCAACGAGCUACUACGCAACCAGGGCUGCUACGAUGUGGAGGUGGGCAGCGUCGAAAACUAUCAGGGACGUGAGAAGCCGAUUAUAAUUGCCACGCUUGUGCGUUCGUUUGCCAACAUCGGCUUCAUGCGUAAUCCACGUCGCGUGAAUGUGAUGCUCUCGCGCGCCAAGUCCCUGAUGAUACUUAUUGGCAAUCCGGUCACGCUGCGCCAUCAUCGCGACAUCAAUUACGUCAUCAACCAGUGCAAGUUGCAUGGCACUUACUUGUUCAAGAAGAGGAAUGGAGACCGUCCACGGUUCCUCAAGGAUCUAGUCGAAGACGACAACGAUAUUGAUGAUCAAUAUGAAUCAGAAGAGGAAGAUAAGUGUUGGUAUGCAAAGAUGCCGCAGGAUAUUCCCGUAGCUUUUCCCAAGAGCCCACAUGGCGAAAAUGGAAAUGGAACGGAUGACAGAAGCCAGAGCGAGAGCAGGAACAGGAGCAAUUCGUUUGCGACUGAAUCAUUUACUGAUAGCAGCAGCUCGCGUACAUCCUUUCAGUCAAGUAAUAGUCCCAACUCAAUAUCUAAUUUAUCACUUCAUAGCCCCGAGCAGAUUAAGGUUGAAUCCAACUUCUUAAUAGCCUGCGCUGCGGCCUCAGAAUUCACUAAACAAGAGCUGCUGCAGUUGCAGUAA
Drosophila navojoa is the source of this 2784-nucleotide messenger RNA. RefSeq names its product Mov10 RISC complex RNA helicase (gene Mov10). Gene Ontology annotation, molecular function: 5'-3' RNA helicase activity; RNA binding. NCBI's taxonomy places the organism in Eukaryota, Metazoa, Arthropoda, Insecta, Diptera, Drosophilidae. Gene Ontology annotation, biological process: regulatory ncRNA-mediated post-transcriptional gene silencing. Gene Ontology annotation, cellular component: P granule; cytosol. The record is from RefSeq and is a predicted model, not a curated record.